CGAUGGGUCUAUCUACUGCACGCAAGCUACUCGUUGUUCUCCUGGUUACUGUGUUCGUCUUCUCCGGGAGUGCUGACGCCUGGAGCUGGAGUUGGGGUUCUGGUUCCAACGGGGGUUGGGGAUGGAGCUCCGGCAACUCUGGCGGUUCUUCUGGCUCCGCUUCUGGUGGUUCUGAAGACUCUAACUCGGGUGGUUCAAGCUGGGGUUACGGAUGGAGCUCAGACGGAACAGAUAUUGACUGGGGUUGGGGAGGCAGCUCUGGCUCAAACCAUUCUAGCGGUACUGGCUCUACACGCAAAAGUCACAGCCCUGGCCAAAAUCCCUCAAGCCGCACUGGCCCUACACACAACGAUCAUAGUUUGGGCUCAAACCACUCAAGCAUCGUUGGUUCUACACACAACAACCAUAGCUCGGGCUCAAACCACUCGAGCAUCACUGGCUCCACACACAACAACCACAACACCGGCUCAUCAAACCACUCGAGCAUCGUUGGUUCUACACACAACAAUCAUAGCUCUGUCUCGAACCACUCAAGCAUCACCGGUUCUACUCACAACCACACGGCUCCAAGGAGGGGGAGAAAGAUUGCGAUUACUGUGUGGAAAAACGGAUACGGUUACACAGAAUGGGCUACAAAGCAUGCCCCUUUCUACGUCAACGAUAUUCUUGUUUUCACGUACAACAACAACAACAAUGAUCAAACCCAAUCCAAGACGACGAAACACAACAACAACAAGAACGACGUCUACUUGCUCCCAGACAUUAAAAGCUUCAAGAGGUGCGAUGUGGCGAGAGGCAAGAAGCUGGCCGCACGAAGAGGUUCAUCAUCAUGGGGCUUCAAGUUGCUUCUCCGUAAGGUUCAGACUUACUACUUCGUCAGUGGAGACCCAAACGGCUGCAACCACAACAUGAAAUUCUCUGUCCACCCGAUCCCCCACCCUUCUUCUCACUAAACUCUAAAUCUAGUUCACUUGUUAUUUCCUUUUCUUUAAAGUUUAAACUUUGAGUUAGUUUAU
This is a messenger RNA of Camelina sativa (false flax), 1016 nucleotides long. RefSeq lists its product as uncharacterized. Gene Ontology annotation, molecular function: electron transfer activity. The record is from RefSeq and is a predicted model, not a curated record. Lineage: Eukaryota; Viridiplantae; Streptophyta; Magnoliopsida; Brassicales; Brassicaceae.